GAGAGGAGGGAACCGCCCACACUCCUGGCGGCCCCACCCCCUCCACCUGGCGGCGCGCGGGGCUGGAGGCUCUCUGGUUGCGGGACGCAACUGUGCCAGCUCGGGGCAGUGGGGCAAGGCGCAGGUGCAGCCAACAUGGGUGAGCCCCAGGGGUCCAUGCGGAUCCUAGUGACAGGGGGCUCUGGGCUGGUGGGCAGAGCCAUCCAGAAAGUGGUAGCAGAUGGUGCUGGCCUGCCUGGAGAAGACUGGGUGUUUGUCUCCUCCAAAGAUGCUGAUCUCACGGAUGCAGCACAGACCCGGGCCCUGUUUGAGAAGGUCCGACCCACGCAUGUCAUUCAUCUUGCUGCAAUGGUGGGGGGUCUCUUCCGGAAUAUCAAAUACAAUCUGGACUUCUGGAGGAAGAACGUGCACAUCAAUGACAAUGUCCUGCACUCCGCCUUUGAGGUGGGUGCCCGCAAGGUGGUGUCCUGCCUGUCCACCUGUAUCUUCCCUGACAAGACCACCUACCCUAUUGAUGAGACGAUGAUCCACAAUGGGCCGCCCCACAGCAGCAAUUUUGGGUAUUCAUAUGCCAAGAGGAUGAUCGACAUACAGAACAGGGCCUACUUCCAGCAGCACGGCUGCACCUUCACUGCAGUCAUCCCCACCAACGUCUUCGGGCCUCAUGAUAACUUCAACAUUGAGGACGGCCACGUGCUGCCCGGCCUCAUCCACAAGGUGCACCUGGCCAAGAGCAGCGGCUCAGCCUUGACAGUGUGGGGCACAGGCAAGCCUCGGAGACAGUUCAUAUACUCACUGGACCUGGCCCAGCUCUUUAUCUGGGUCCUGCGGGAGUACAGUGAGGUAGAGCCCAUCAUCCUGUCAGUGGGUGAGGAAGAUGAAGUCUCUAUCCAGGAGGCAGCUGAGGCAGUGGUGGAGGCCAUGGACUUCCAUGGAGAAGUCACUUUUGAUACAACCAAGUCAGAUGGGCAGUUUAAGAAGACAGCCAGUAACAGCAAGCUGCGGGCCUACCUGCCUGACUUCCGGUUCACGCCCUUUAAGCAGGCUGUGAAGGAGACCUGUGCUUGGUUCGCUGACAACUACGAGCAGGCCCGGAAGUGAAGCCAGGUGGUGAGAGCAAGCGCUGGUGGGUGCUCAGCUGGCAGAGAGCCCUGUGGCUGCCACCCCCAGACCCUGCCAGUAGCUGAGAACACUACCCAGCAACCUAGGCCCAUAUUCCAUCUUGCCCUGUGGUUCCAGGCAGCUGUCCAGCAGGGCCAACUCUUAUCUGUCCUCAGGGAAACCAAGGCCUGGCCAGGCCUAGCACUUUGCUCCCCACACUGGUUUCUGGUCAUGAGUGUGUCCACUCUGAUCCUGCUGCCCCUCUCCCAUGGAGCUAAUAAAGUGCAUUUUCACAGGCCUGGCCCCAGCAA
Otolemur garnettii (small-eared galago) is the source of this 1412-nucleotide messenger RNA. It is a transcript of the gene GFUS, whose product is annotated as tissue specific transplantation antigen P35B. The transcript has 11 exons. The record is from RefSeq and is a predicted model, not a curated record. Bases 136 to 1101 code for a protein of 321 amino acids. Gene Ontology annotation, molecular function: GDP-L-fucose synthase activity. Lineage: Eukaryota; Metazoa; Chordata; Mammalia; Primates; Galagidae. Gene Ontology annotation, biological process: nucleotide-sugar biosynthetic process.